AUGAACGUACCGGCGCGGAAGACGCAGGAACAGUUGCUGUCCACAGAGCCCUGGUACCACGGACUUCUUCCCCGGGAGGACAUGAAGGUGCUUCUGACGCAGAGGGGCGACUUCCUCGUCCGAUGCACCGUCGGCGAACCGCGCAAAUUCGUCCUGUCCAUCUUUGCCGUCCAGGCCGACGAUGUAUGUUCUCGACUUUUCUGAAAAUCAUGCCCAGAACAAAAAAGUAUUUGCAGAUCCGUCACUACGUGAUAAAAGAAGCGGAGAACAAGUUUGCAGUGAGCGCGAAGUGGUUUGUGAGCAUCGCCGACAUGCUCAACUACUACCACCGCACCGAGGAGCCCAUCAGCAAAAAGGUCUGUCGAUCGAUUGUUUUUCUGAGGAAUUGUCUCGAUUUGUUUGCAGUGCUUCGACUCGGUGCUCGUGCAUCCGAUCGGUCGUGAACCGUGGGAGAAGCAGCACUCGGACGUGACGCUCAUCAAGAAACUGGGCGAAGGCGCAUUCGGAGAGGUGCAGUUGGGCGAGAUCCGCAUCGGAACGACGGUAAAGAAGGCGGCAAUCAAGCUGGCGAAGCUGGAGAACCUGACGAAGGAGCAGAUCGAUGAGAUCAUGCACGAGGCGAGGCUCAUGCGCAAGUUCAAGCACCCGAACGUCGUCACUUUCUACGGAGUCGCCGCCGGAAUGGAACCCUUCAUGGUCAUCAUGGAGCUGGUCAGUCGGAUUUUACAACAUCGAUCUGAAUGCAAGUUUCGGUUUGCAGGCAGAAAACGGCGCGCUGGACUCGUACCUGAAGAAGAACAUUGGACACUUGACGGUCUGGACGAAGAACGACAUGAUCCUGCAGGCGGCCCGUGGCCUCGAGUACCUCCACUCACUGAACGUCAUCCACAGAGACAUCGCCUCGCGUAACUGCCUCUACGGCAACGGACAAGUCAAGAUUUCGGACUUUGGACUCUCGCGGGAGGGCGCCAACUAUCGACUCAAUCCGCAUAAAAAGUCGGUUAAUUUUUCAAAACGCUGGAACGAAUUAUUAUAGGGACAUCUCACAGAAAUGGCGCGCUGUUCGCAAUCUGGCCGAAUUUCUAGGCCGCGAAGUAGAUUUCCACUGAAAACGUGGCCUAACUUUUCAAACUCGGCCCCGAGGUCGCUCAAUUUGCACUGCAAAAAGAGUUUCUCAACAGAGCGCCAUUUCUGUGCGGUGCCCCUAUAAUAAAAUGGAACCUAUUCGCUCAGGGUCCCGAUCAGAUGGCUGGCGCCAGAAGUGCCCCUGACCGGAUUCUACACUCAGAAAUCGGACGUGUUCGCCUACGGAAUCAUGUGCUGGGAAGUGUACCACGACGGCACCGAACCCUAUCCGGGCAUGUCGGUCGCCGAGGUGUUGCCACGUGUCCAGGACGGAUUUCGCAUGGACUUUGGGCCACAGGUGCCUGACAAAAUUUCCAAAUACAUUACGGUUAGUGCGGAUAGGCUCAUUAAAAGUAGGCGGCGCAACAAAGGGCCGAAUUUGCCGAUUUUUCUCCCCGGUCGCGCCCGCGCAUGUUUGAGGGCCUGUACCGAGUUCCCCAAACCAAGUACCAUACUCAAAAAGUGUUACUUUAUGCGAAUUUUGAUAAUAGAGCGAGAGCAACUGUUUUUUGUGACUUACAAAGCUUAUGCAAGAGUUGAAACUGAAAAGUUUAUUUCGGAAAAUGAUCAACUGAAAACUUGUUAGAAAUCUUGUCAAACCGAAUUUAGGAACUCGUGUGCUCCGGUACCGAGUGGGAACGGGUGACGAUGAGUGAAGUGGUUCGAGAUCUGCCCGGAAUCGAAGGAUUCUCCCAGUCGACGGUUUUAAAGCGAAAGGUCUAUCGGGCCGACGGCGGCUGGUCGGCGAUCGACGUGUCCGGAAAGAUGGCCGCCCCUCCGCCGCCCCGUCCACCGGCUCCCCCACCGCCGAUGAAUGUCCCCGAGCUGCCGAGGCCCUCGCCGAUCGUCAACAUCCUUCCGCACAUGUCUCAACCGACCCAACCGCCUGCAAGUGCAGCCAUCAAGAAAUCGGCGUCGACAAGUGCGGAGGGCGAAGUGUGAGUUUUAACGGGUAUUGUAGCCUUGCGGGAGUUCGUACUUUGCAGUAGAAAGCCGGAGCGUCAGGGAACGCCGGGAUCGAGGGCUCCGAACAACAUGGCCGCCGGAAACAUCAAUGUGAAGAGUGUGGUGAUGACGAAGAAUCCGUCGCGCAUUCCCAACGACGCUCCCCGCUCGAACACGUCGCUUCUCGGAAAACUGACGAAGAAGAAGCAGAAGGAGAAGGAUUAG
Caenorhabditis sp. 36 PRJEB53466 is the source of this 2295-nucleotide messenger RNA. The record is from the annotation of a GenBank genome assembly. Lineage: Eukaryota; Metazoa; Nematoda; Chromadorea; Rhabditida; Rhabditidae.